AGAUCCACGAGGAAUUUUAAGAGCUGCUUAAUUUACGAUGCUUUGGGGAGACAGUCAACGAUGAUUUGUAAGAUAAACAAAACGACAAUAAUAUCAAAAUCACUGAGACACGAAGAAAACUCAUGAGAACCAAACGUAAGUCUGCAAGAGAAGUGCUAGUGGAUCUUCAGGGCUCUGAUCUGUGGAGGACAUUUCAUGAAAUCGGCACGGAGAUGAUCAUCACCAAGACUGGGAGAAUGUUCCCCUCUAUCCGAGUGAAAGUACACAAUCUGGAUCCAUUUCAGCAAUAUUAUAUCGCCAUGGACAUCAUGCCUGUGGAUUCCAAACGAUAUAGGUAUGUGUAUCACAGCUCACAAUGGAUUGUGGCUGGAAACACAGAUCAUUCUCUUAUCGCCACCCGUUUGUACAUACAUCCAGACUCGCCAUGUUCAGGAGAGAAGUGGAUGAAACAGGUGAUCAGCUUUGACCGUGUUAAACUCACCAACAAUGAAAGAGAUGAGAGUGGCAAUAUCAUCCUGCAGUCCAUGAACAAGUACAAGCCACGCAUACACAUUACUAUGCACAGCCAUCACAUCGACCUGUCACAGAUGCAUCCAUCACUGCCAGCAGAAGGCGUGCACACUUUUACCUUUCCUGAGACUCAGUUUACCACUGUUACAGCCUAUCAGAACCAACAGAUAACAAAAUUGAAGAUUGAGAGAAAUCCAUUUGCGAAGGGCUUCAGGGACUCAGCACGAAACAGGGGUAUAUUGGAUGGGAUUCUGCAUUCAUACCCAUGGCACAGCCCUUUCAACCUUGAUUUCAAACCUUUUGCUGUGGAGCUGCAAGGCAGUUGUGAAUCUUCAGCAAGUCUCUGCAUCACUUCAACGCUAAAAGCCUUUUUGCCCAACCCCUGCUCUACAGUAGCCCAUCCCAUCACAUCAGGUCCAAAUUGCUUUCCUUCAAGCAAUUUUCUAACAUACAGAGCCUACUGCAACCCCGGCCUUGAUAGGCUCAGUGGUUACAUGGGAUUGCAUCCCCUGUUAGACCUUCCCUGCAAGUCUAUGCUGCAGGUAAAUCCUGCAGGAUUCUUUCAGGACAGAUCUUCCCAUGCUUCCUUUCCCACAUAUUUACACCAGCUGCACCUCUGGAGACUAUCAAGCUCAGAAUAACAAAAUGUUAUCUGCCAUUUUUU
Triplophysa rosa is the source of this 1174-nucleotide messenger RNA. It is a transcript of the gene tbx22, whose product is annotated as T-box transcription factor 22. The coding region runs from base 123 to 1151 and encodes 342 amino acids. Gene Ontology annotation, cellular component: nucleus. The record is from RefSeq and is a predicted model, not a curated record. NCBI's taxonomy places the organism in Eukaryota, Metazoa, Chordata, Actinopteri, Cypriniformes, Nemacheilidae. Gene Ontology annotation, biological process: positive regulation of DNA-templated transcription; cell fate specification; regulation of transcription by RNA polymerase II. Gene Ontology annotation, molecular function: RNA polymerase II cis-regulatory region sequence-specific DNA binding; DNA-binding transcription factor activity, RNA polymerase II-specific. The transcript is spliced from 8 exons.